This is a messenger RNA of Pseudocercospora fijiensis CIRAD86, 2094 nucleotides long. RefSeq lists its product as uncharacterized. Gene Ontology annotation, biological process: mRNA processing. NCBI's taxonomy places the organism in Eukaryota, Fungi, Ascomycota, Dothideomycetes, Mycosphaerellales, Mycosphaerellaceae. Gene Ontology annotation, cellular component: nucleus. The record is from RefSeq and is a predicted model, not a curated record. Bases 1 to 2094 code for a protein of 697 amino acids. The transcript has 2 exons. Gene Ontology annotation, molecular function: RNA binding.
AUGUCUUUCAAGCGCUCCAGAGCUGCAUUUGAGUCCGACCGAGAGGCUCCACCUCACCACGCGCCAUUCGCUCUAUAUGGCACUCCGCUGCCCCCUUUCGAGGAGAACGCUCGCGACGAUGGAAGUUACGUCCCUGUCUGGAAACAGGAAGUGACGGAUGAGCGUGGGCGGAAGAGAUUACACGGAGCCUUUACCGGUGGCUUCAGCGCAGGGUACUUCAACACUGUCGGAUCGAAAGAAGGCUGGACCCCAAGCACAUUCGUCUCCUCGCGCAGCAACCGCGCCAAGCCUCAACAAGAUGGCGCACAGCAGAGACCGGAGGACUUUAUGGACGAAGAAGACCUCGCCGAGCAGGCUGAGUCGCAGAAGCUGGAGACGCAAGGAGCCUUUGCUGGCCUAGGCAACACAGCUGGUGCGAAUGGCACCAGAGGCAUGAUCUCAGACUUGUUCAGAAGUACAGGUGAAACGAAAGGCAUAAAACUGCUGCAAAGAAUGGGCUGGCGCCAAGGACAAGGCAUCGGUCCAAAAGUCAGACGGCGAGCUGCUGGAGACAAGACUGGCGAGACUCAUCUGUUUGCACCAGAUAACUCACGCAUGAUUCGAUUUGUACGCAAGACAGAUCGCAAAGGACUGGGUUUUGCAGGUGAAACCGGCCUUGAUGGCAUGGGCCGUGCUGCUGGUAAAGACGAGGAAGACGAUGACAGCGACGUGGACUCGAGAAUCUUGAGUCGCAAGUCAAAGGUGGCUACAAAACCAAAACCGCUGAACAAGUCUGGGGUUGGAGUUGGCGUGCUGAAUGAUGAUGGCUCAGACGAAGAAGAUCCGUACUCGAUGGGCCCGAAAAUCAACUACAGCAGAAUCAUUGGAGGCGACAAGAAGGGGAGGAAAGGUGGUCUGGUGGCGAGCAAUGCCAGUUCAAAUGUGGUGAGGCCGACUCUUCAGCAAUCCAAGAAACUUGCGCAGCGAAGUGCUGAUGUGGCCAACUUCCGGAAAUGCCACGAUGGACGAAUACCUCUCGACGGGUUUGUGCUUGCGACUGCAUCAUUAAUCAUUUCAGACCAUCACUACUCGCCACCUGAUGUGCCAUCCGGUUGGAAGCCAGCUGGUCAGAGUGCCGCAAACACAACGAAGGCAACUUAUCAGUCCACCGCUGAUGCUGCCCAAGCGUCGACGUUGGAUCCCAAAGCUCGAGCAGAUUUGCUCGGUGAAGAGCAAUUGCCCGGUAAAUCGAUUUUCGAUUUUCUCACUCCAGCUCAGCGCGAUAAGCUUGCUGCGGCCAGCGGGAAGACUAAUCUGCCUGCUGCUCUAGGCGAAAAGGCACCCAAGGGCUACGAGCAGAGCGAAGCUGAGAAACGACGCACCCUCUGGGAUUUGGUGCCGAGCCUGAGCAAAGAAACAGCCGCUGCUGCUCUGAAUCGAGGUAGGACUGGAUGGAUGCCGUAUUCGGAAGAUCUAGAGAAACGUGAGCGCUACAAAUAUUACCUCGAGCUGAAUGCAGGUUUGCAGUCAAACUUGCCACAACGUCCCAAAGGCUCUAGCCUAGAAGAAUGGGCACAGGAGAUGAGAGAGUUCGUCGAAGCAGCUGAGAUCUUCAAGCCAGUCUCGGGCCUCAUGGCGUCGCGAUUCACUUCUGGCAGCGAUACUCCCCAGCUUGCAUCAGACCGACCCGACACUAUUCCAGAGGCCCAGGAAAAAGAAGAAGAUCCUGCUGAGAAGGCCGCCAAGAUGAAUCUCUACGGUCCUCUGACGCGAAAGACGGAAUCGUUUUACCCAAGCCGUCUACUCUGCAAGCGCUUCAAUGUCAGACCACCUCCAAAUGUGGCAGCUGGCAGCGCAGGUGAUGAUCGUAGUGAUACUGUAGAAGAGAGCAAGAGAUUGGGUAUCGUCAGCCAGGCGAGCAUUGAUCGCAUGAUGAUGGAAGCAAACUUCCAGGCCAGAGGAGGCAGCGGAGAGGGAGGCGUGUUAGCUGAAGCCUUGCAGGUGCAAAGGGAGAAAGCUGAGGUCGACGUUGAGAAAAAUGACGCUCUCGAAGGCAAGAAGGCUGGCGAAGAAGUUUUCAGGGCUAUUUUCGGGGAUGACAGCGAUGAUGAGUGA